Molecule: messenger RNA, 2753 nt
Organism: Amborella trichopoda
Lineage: Eukaryota; Viridiplantae; Streptophyta; Magnoliopsida; Amborellales; Amborellaceae
Product: Pentatricopeptide repeat (PPR) superfamily protein
Biological process (GO): RNA modification
Cellular component (GO): intracellular membrane-bounded organelle
Molecular function (GO): zinc ion binding; RNA binding; protein binding
Source: RefSeq, a predicted model, not a curated record
GCAUCUCAAAAUCUACUAGAAAAAGUGCAUAUCAAAAUCCACUAGAAAAGGUUGUUCCAGAGCUUGAAGACCGUCCAAUUGGUCGGCGCAACCUCACUAGGUAUAGAUAUUAAAGAAGGAUUUCAAAUAUUGAAAAUAGUGCAUCUUCCAAUUAUUUCUCUAGACAAUCUGUUUUUAAAAAAUUGAAAUGUUUAUUGAUGUGUUCGAUACGCAUCAUUUUUAUAUAUUUUAAAUUUAUAGUUGAAGAUAAAAAUAUAUUCUAGGAAAUCACAUAUGCAUCUUCUUGCGGGGUUUGAGAAUGAUCAAGGGGCUACUUUGAAAAUGUGGAGAAUUUGCACCUGUCACUUUUAUCCCUAAUAAAAUUUAAAAGGACGUUAUUUCCUAAUUUUCCCGCUAUUAUUCUAGAAAAAUAAAGUGAACAAUAUUACUAUAUGCAGGAGAUUUUUUCACAAAAUGGACGUUCCAAUUCCACAAAAGGCUUCAAAUGAAAUUGGGUUUUUAUCCAUGAACAAAAUUAAAACUAUUCAAGCCAAUUUUAACGGACCCAUCUAUCAUUUUGCUGCUAAAUUUCACGGACUUCACCAAAAUAUAGCAGGAGAUAUAAGCAUAAAGUACUCCGAAUUCAGAAACCCAUUUUGCGAAAAGGAAAUCUGUUAUAAAUUGCUGAAAUUCUAUGCUGAUUAUGGGGAUUUGAGUUCUGGUAAGAUGGUCCAUGGCGCGAUGAUUAGAAGUGGCACUGAUUCUCAUUUAAUUGGAGCAAACAGUCUUGUUAAUAUUUACUGCAAAUGCCAUGCAGUUGAACAUGCUCGCUACCUGUUUGAUAAAAUGAAUGAUAGAAAUGUGGUUUCUUGGGGUGCAAUAAUGGCUGGUUAUCUCCACAGUGGGCUUCCUAGAGAGGUCUUCUCCUUGUUUGAAUUAAUGGGUACCAGUGAAUUGAGGCCAAAUCACUUUGUAUUUGCUACAGUUAUCAGUUCAUGUGCUCAACUUCGGGCUCUUGAUCAAGGCAAACAGUCCCAUUCUUUUGUAUUGAAAUCAGGGUUAGAGUUCUAUCCCUAUGUGAACAAUGCACUUGUAACUAUGUACUCUAAUUGUGGUGCCACAGGAGAAGCCAAAGAAGUUUUUGAAAGCAUGAGAAAGAAAGAUACACUUUCGUGUAACUCCCUGAUUUCGGGGCUUUUAUGCAGUGGUCAUGAUAAGGAAGCUUUUGAUUGUUUUAGAACUGUUGUAGGAGAUUACCGGGAUUGGGAUCACAUCAGCUGUCUCACAAUUCUUAAUCUUUGUGCCAGUGUGAGAGAUAUGAGAUUAGGAGAGCAAUUGCAUUGCAUGAUGGUGAAGAAAAACCUUGAGACCAAUGUGUAUGUCACGACUUCACUCAUAGACAUGUAUGGGAAAUGUGGUAUGAUGGAUGAUGCACAAAAAGUUUUCUGCUAUUCAAAAAAUAGGAAUGUGGCUACUUGGACUGCAAUUAUGACCUCUUAUCUGCAUGCCGAGUGUUAUGAGGAAGCCUUGAGAUUUUUUUCUCAAAUGGGUUCAAAGGUUCAGCCGAAUGAGUUUACAUAUGCUGUGGCUUUGAAUUCAUGUGCUGAGCUAUCUUCUAUGCAUCAUGGAGAACAGAUGCAUGGUCACGCAUGGAAGGCUGGCUACACAUCCCAUCAAAUGGUUGGGAAUGCUUUGAUUAAUAUGUAUUCAAAGAGUGGAAGCAUUGUGGAUGCAGAUAAAGUAUUUAUGGCUAUGGUUAGGAAGGACACAGUUUCAUGGAAUUCGAUGAUAACGGGAUACGCCCAUCAUGGACUUGGGAGUGAAGCCCUGCAUAUAUUUCAACUAAUGCAAUGUGUUGGAGUGGUUCCCAACUAUGUGACCUUUGUUGGGGUCCUUUGUGCAUGUGGCCAUUUGGCUCUUAAGGAUGACGGGUUUUAUUAUUUAAGUCACCGAAUGAAAGAAUUGGGGAUCACCCCAGGUUUGGAGCACUAUACGUGCAUUAUUGGGCUUUUAGGGAGAAUUGGGGAGCUUGAUGAGGCUAAGAGGAUCAUGUCAUCGGUCCCAAUUCAAUGGGACAUUGUUGCUUGGAGGACUCUAUUGAGUGCUUGCUUGGUCCAUCAAAAUGUUGGUUUAGGGGAGAGAGUUGCUGAGUAUAUAAUCCAACUAUACCCCGAAGACACAGGAACCUAUGUCUUGUUAUCUAAUAUUUAUGCGAAGGUGAGGAGAUGGGAUCAUGCUAUCGAAGUGCGAAGAUUAAUGAAGGAAAACAAUGUCAAGAAAGAGCCUGGUGUGAGUUGGAUUCAACUGAGAAACAAAACCCAUGUUUUUGUUUCGAAAGAUAGAAAACAUAUGCAAUGGAAUGAGAUUUAUGAGAAGUUAGAAGAGGUUUUUGUGCAAAUCAAAUUAGUGGGAUAUGCUCCUGACAUCACUUCUGUUCUCCAUGAUGUUGAGGAAGAACAGAAAGAAGAGUACCUCAAAUAUCACAGUGAAAAGUUGGCAAUAGCAUUUGGUCUUAUGCAUACACCCCGUGGAGCACCAAUCCGGGUCAUUAAGAAUCUAAGGGUGUGUGAAGAUUGCCACAAUGCAGCAAAGUUCAUCUCAAAUACCACAAAGAGGGAAAUAAUUUUAAGGGAUGCUAAUCGUUUCCAUAGUUUCAAGGAGGGAGUUUGUUCCUGCGGUGACUUUUGGUGAUCGCACAAUUAUUUUUUUUCCGAAGUCUUUGUUAAUUCUUUGGACUAGAGUGAAAUUUUAAAGAAAACACAUUGGCUCUCUCA